Molecule: messenger RNA, 1172 nt
Organism: Solanum lycopersicum (tomato)
Lineage: Eukaryota; Viridiplantae; Streptophyta; Magnoliopsida; Solanales; Solanaceae
Source: RefSeq, a predicted model, not a curated record
UAGAUGACUUUGGAGGAUAAAUAAAAGAGUGACAGAAAUAUAACACUGCUGACAAUUUUAGGAUAGCCAUCAAGAAAAGGAAGUUAUAUUCCUAGCGUUUGCUUUCAUUUGGAAUUGAGAGAAAAUCAGUUGCUCAAAGGAUGGCUUGCCUGCACGAUCACGAUUGCGCCGACCAUAACUGUUCCUCUGAUUGGUCUCUCUUCAAGCAUAUCGACCUUCCAAAGGUGUCUGCUUUGAAUGAGGCUGUCACGGGAAGUGUCAAAUCAGUUUUUAAACCAUGGGAGCAGCGUUUGAAUUCUUCAGAGGGCCACUUGGAAAGCAAUGAAGGUGAUCCAGAACUGAUUGUUUUCAUUCCGUUCACAGCUGAUGUUAAAAUCAAGAGCAUAGCUAUUGUUGGUGGUGCUGAUGGAACAAGUCCAUCUAAGAUGAGGGCAUUCGUCAAUCGAGAUGGCAUUGAUUUUUCAGAUGCUCAAUCUAUGCAAGCGAUUCAGGAAUGGGAUUUAGCUGAGAAUUUGCAAGGAGUUUUAGAGUACCAGACGAGGUAUUCUAGGUUUCAAAGUGUGGGAAAUAUCACUUUGCAUUUCCCUGAUAAUUUUGGUGCUGAUACAACACGAAUACAGUAUAUUGGCUUGAAAGGAGAAGCCACACAGAUGAAGAGGGACGUUGUUGCAAAUAUUGUUUAUGAGAUUAUGCCUAACCCCUCUGAUCACAAGACUCAGGCUGAGACUGGCGGAGGCUUUUCACAUGUGGAAUAAGCUUGUGGUAAAAGCAACUCUUAUGAGUAAAGUGCUUUCUCUAUGAUGUACACUGCGGUGGAGCUUAUAUAUACUCAAAAAAUACCCAGGAAUUAUUAGACAAUUUACUGAAAGUUUCAUUAACUUCCCCAGACCCCUUUCCCCCACCCCCACCCCCCACCCCGCCCAGCCCCACUCAGAUAUACCGAGAAAUUACUAGAUGAUAAUUUACUGAAAGCUUAAUUAACCUCCCCAGUUGCCUCUCUCUCUCUCUAUAUAUAUAUAUGUGUGUGUGUGUGUGUGUGUGUGUGUUUUCUUCUCCCUCCCCGCUGCAGUUUCUCCUAUGUUUUUCUAUCAUUAAUUGAUUUUGCCAUAUUUUUGUAUCAAAUAAGAAUGUGUAUUCUUGGUGCAUACCCUUUGAUUUGUUUUGGAGCAUUA